UUUCUUUCUAUCUUUUCAGAAGUGCUAUUACUACACGACAUAUCAUCUACUCGUAUCAUCUCAAGUAUUACUACACGACAUAUCAUCUACUCGUAUCAUCUCAAGUUCAAACUGCCCUUGCACAAGCAUGAAGAAUGAAAAUUGGUCGCUGGGGCAACGUUUCAUUUUCCCUCCAGUUCUACCAGAGCUUUGUGCUUGGCACUGUUGUGUUGGCAACUGUGGCCGCCGUGACCAACUACUUGAGUCAGACCUGGAAGACUCCCAUCAGCCACAUCCGUGUGGACAAAUACCGCAGACAGAAGUGCCACGUGCAGGCUCACCUCCGACUGAAGAGCCUCAGGGAUCAGGGUUCAGAUGGCGAUGUCUCUGAAGAUGAAGGGCGUUGCAGAGUGUUCCCCAUGCUGCACCAGUCCAACUAUAGCUCACCGGCGGAGGCUGCGAAGACAUCAUGCCGCAGAGUCCAGCCAGUCCCCGGCUCUUGCCACGUGGCACAGGAAGUCUUUUUCUCCCAGCCACCUCCUUCCUGUUCCCAUCAGGAGCACAUCAAGUUCUGUCAAGUGGAGACCAAGAAGAAGCAAGUGACCUGUAGUGCAAAGAUCAUCUCCAGCGUCUGUGCGUCCCCUCCUUUCAUCGGCCUCCACAACCAAUCAGGCAGGCUCCAGUGGGUCCAGCUGGGAACUGCUUCGUCCCUCGCACAAGCGCUCACCGACCUGAUGAGACGUGGACAAUUUGGAAACUUUUCCAAACACUUUGGGUUCUGCUUCCUUCGAUGUGACAGAACGGCAGGGAAUGGAAGGGAAACCACUGAGGAUGAGUACGCAGGGAAUGGAAGGGAAACCACUGAGGAUGAGUAUGUUCCGCUGGCAGAUGACUUGUAUGACAAGAACUUUGGCAGUGACCAAGAAAAAGCUCCCAGUGCCGAGCAGUUGCUCAUUUUGCCGCCGCUGGUGAAGACAUCGUCCUCACGGGCUCGUCCCGUGAACAAAUCUCUUAUAAACUUUAAUUUGGUUUUGGUGGACUCUGUUUCAAGGCAACAUUUUUUUCGAUCUUUAAACAAAAGCGUUUUAGCUUUAGAGAAUCUGAACAGGGAUUUCAGCUCUCCUGUGGCCGUGUUUGACUUUGAGCUGGUUCAGUCUGUGAAGUCUCGGACAUUUGAGUCUCUCCAAACCCUGUUCUCCGGUGACAUCGACCCGUCAAGAAACCCGUUUGGAACCCAAGAAGUACCCCCGGAACCUCUGGAUCUGUCCCUUCUGCUAGGAAAGCUGAAGGACAAAGGUUACAGCAACCUGUGGCUGGAGGACCUGUGCCACCUGUGGGAGUGGGGCCUGUCCAAGGACUUACAUUUCUUGAACCUCACCAGCCCCGAGCAGGAAACUUGGACCAGGAUGUGGACUCGCCUGGCUGAAAACUUUGUGGACAGCAUCGAAGUCACUCUCGCCAUGUGUCGAGUGUUUGAAUCGUGCGGCGUCAAAGAUGGCUUCCACGGCCCGGAGGCCAUCUGUUACAACGGGCGCCACCAACACGAGUACUUGCUGGACUAUCUGGCAGGCUAUCAGCACACUCUGACAUCUGCCAACCGCCCGUGGUUUUCCUUCACAAUGACCAACGUUGGCCACGAGGAGACAGGGAGACGGAUUCAAACCCUGGACCUUGCACUCUCCCACUACAUAUCGGCAGCUUCGGCUCAAGCAAACACUCUCACCAUAUUGUUUUCCGACCACGGAAAUUCUUACGGCAGGUUCGUCAGCGAGUCGACAGAGGCUCAGGUGGAGAUGUUUCACCCGUUUCUUUUUUUCAUCGUCCCGCGGCAGGUGGGCAGGCAGUUAGGUGUGCGGGCCAUGAGGUCACUGGGGGUCAACUCGCGGCGUCUGGUCAGUCUACUGGACGUGCACUACACUCUGACACAUCUCAUCAGCCCCGGCUGGAAGGUCAGGGAACGCAACAAGGACUACGCCGUGACGGAGAAGGGUCUGCUGGAGCCUGUGGGAAGUGCUCGAAGCUGCAACGACCUUGCCCUCAUUCCCCCCAACGUCUGCAUCUGUGAGGACUUUGAGCGGGAAGUGUCCGACCACUCUGGCCAAGAGCUGUUGGCCUACUUCGCUGUCGAUCAGCUCAACGCAGAGAUCCAGAGGCAGUUUGCAGAGUCACACACACGGAAAGGUACAACUUUGAAUGACACCUGGGCGGUACAGACAGCUUUUGGGAACUGUGAGAGGCUGUCACUGAUUGGUUACCGCAAUGUGAAGACGAGCUUUGAUAAG
Molecule: messenger RNA, 2261 nt
Organism: Aplysia californica (California sea hare)
Lineage: Eukaryota; Metazoa; Mollusca; Gastropoda; Aplysiida; Aplysiidae
Source: RefSeq, a predicted model, not a curated record